AUGGCUGCUUUUUUCGGCUUUGGACAAUCGGCUGAAGUGUCGAUAAAGUUGGAUGAUGAGGAGGCACGAAAAUUAGCCAAAAUAAGAGCCGAGGAUGGGACAACAGAAACGCACUACCUUUUCUAUGAUGGGGAAACUGUGAGUGGAACCGUAAAUGUCACCUUGAAGAAGCAAAAUCAAAAGCUGGAACACCAAGGAAUCCGUGUUGAGUUUAUUGGACAAAUUGAGGUUUAUUACGAUCGUGGGAAUCAACAUGAUUUCAUCAGCUUAACAAAAGAUUUGGCUCGACCUGGGGAGCUUUUGCAAAACACCUCUUUUCGUUUUGAAUUUCCACAUGUCGAAAAGCCUUAUGAGUCGUAUGUUGGGACUAAUGUCAAGCUUCGAUAUUUUUUGCGGGUGACAAUUGUGCGUAGACUUACGGAUAUUGUAAGGGAGUUAGACCUUAUUGUGCACACGUUAAGCAGUUAUCCGGAAACCAACUCGAAUAUCAAAAUGGAGGUUGGAAUCGAGGAUUGUCUACAUAUUGAAUUUGAGUACAAUAAGUGCAAAUAUCACUUACGGGACGUUAUUGUUGGCAAAAUUUAUUUUUUGCUCGUCAGGAUCAAGAUCAAAUACAUGGAAAUUACAAUUAUCAAAAAGGAAUCCGUUGGAACGGGCCCUAAUGUAUUCAAUGAAAACGACACCUUGGCUAAAUAUGAGAUCAUGGAUGGCGCUCCAGUCAGAGGUGAAUCGAUUCCCAUUCGUUUAUUCCUCGGAGGAUACGACCUUACGCCUACAAUGCGGGAUGUUAGCAAGAAGUUCAGCGUUCGAUACUUUUUGAAUCUUGUUUUGGUUGAUGAAGAGGACAGACGAUAUUUUAAGCAACAGGAGGUGACACUUUGGAGAAAGCCAGAUCGACCCCCGCGAAGAGCUCUCGAGACAAAUGCCAUUCGGGAUAAUGGAGAACAUGUGGAAGAGGAAGAGCGUCUUUCAGAAGACGAAGAAGCGGCAACAAAUAAAGUUUCCAAAGCAGUUCCUCCGCACCAGAAUGGCGAAAAUGGAGAAUCACACGAAGCGGAGCCAGUUGAUGAU
Messenger RNA from Mesorhabditis belari, 1071 nucleotides. Lineage: Eukaryota; Metazoa; Nematoda; Chromadorea; Rhabditida; Rhabditidae. The record is from the annotation of a GenBank genome assembly.